Messenger RNA from Gekko japonicus, 1904 nucleotides. RefSeq lists its product as uncharacterized. NCBI's taxonomy places the organism in Eukaryota, Metazoa, Chordata, Lepidosauria, Squamata, Gekkonidae. Gene Ontology annotation, molecular function: actin filament binding. Gene Ontology annotation, biological process: cardiac myofibril assembly; cortical actin cytoskeleton organization; actin filament network formation. Gene Ontology annotation, cellular component: cytoplasm; cytoskeleton. The annotation marks the transcript as partial. The record is from RefSeq and is a predicted model, not a curated record. The transcript is spliced from 13 exons.
AUGUCGCUGAGGACUUACCCAUAUCCCCAUCAGAUAACCCUUACGUCUUAUACAGAUCUGGUCAAAAGAAUGGCCUAUGCCCUAGGUCUCUCUGUCGUCCAACUACAACAACAGGCGACAGACUCAGUCUAUGAUAUAGUUCAGCUCGACACCUCUUCCACCUUGGCAUCGCCUAUGUCCUCGAUCAUGCCAUUGCUUCGCAGACACAUCUGGAUGGCAACCCUCGACCUCCAAGAUGCGUAUUUCCACAUCACUAUUCACCCCUUCCACCAUCAAUACCUACGCUUUGUGGUUGGUCACCGGCACUUCCAGUAUACGGCUCUUCCGUUCGGCCUCUCCAGCACCCCAAGAGUCUUUACGAAGAACAUGAUUGUGGUUGCGGCUUUCCUCCGUCUACAGGGUAUGUCGAUCUAUCCCUAUAUAGACGAUUUGCUUCUGGGAAAAUGUGUCAUGGUCCUGACGGAUAACACCACAGCGCUGUCAUAUAUCAACAGGCAGGGAGGCACGGUGUCCCAACGCCUAUGCAACCUGGCCAUCCAGUUGUGGAAGUUGUGCAUCGACAAUGACAUAUUCCUCGUGGCCACUCACAUCCCUGGCCACAUGAACGUGCAGGCAGACCAUCUAAGUCGAGUCAGACUCAGCCUGCACGACUGGGGGAUGAACCUAAAAUACCUCCUCCUUCUCUUCCACAAGUGGGGGACUCCCCGAGUCGAUGUCUUUGCGAACAGAAGCAACAGGAAGUCCUAUGAUUAUAAAUGGAGGAAGUUCUGUUCUUUCCUGGAGCUUGUUAGAACCCCCGUGUGUGGGACUGCACAGAAGAUUGACGAUGAAAACAAGGCUGCUUACCUUUAUGAUAUGAUGGUGUUUGACUGUGUCCUUAAGAUCCGGGAUCUGGAAUACUGCUGCGUGGUAUCAAAUUGGUUUGCUCUCUGGAAGCAAAUUGAGAAUCUGUUCGAAAAGCUCUACAACUCCAGUGGAAGGGAGCUGAGGCGGGCCCUCUUCUCCUUGAAACAAAUAUUUCAAGAUGACAAAGAUUUGGUUCAUGAAUUUGUUGUGGCCGAGGGCCUGACAUGCCUAAUAAAAGUGGGAGCAGAGGCGGACCAGAACUACCAGAAUUACAUCUUGAGAGCACUGGGACAAAUAAUGCUGUAUGUAGAUGGGAUGAACGGCGUAAUAAAUCAUAACGAGACAAUCCAGUGGUUAUACACGCUCAUUGGGUCAAAGUUUCGCCUGGUUGUAAAGACUGCACUGAAAUUGCUCCUUGUUUUUGUGGAGUAUACCGAGUCCAAUGCGCCCCUCUUCAUCCGAGCUGUGUCUGUCGUAGAUGAAAAAAGAGGCCUCAAGCCAUGGUCCAAUGUCAUGGAGAUCCUGGAAGAAAAAGAUGGGGUUGACACAGAACUGCUAGUUUAUGCAAUGACCUUAGUGAACAAGACACUGGCCGCCUUGCCAGAUCAGGAUUCCUUCUAUGACGUUGUGGACUGUCUAGAAGAGCUAGGGAUCGAAGCCGUUUCCCAGAGACACUUGAACAAGAAAGGAGCAGACUUGGACUUAGUAGAGCAAUUCAACAUUUACGAGAUGACACUCAGACAUGAAGAUGGGGAUGACAACGGGGAACCCCCUCCCAGUUGCCGCAAAGACCGCCGGCGAGCCAGUCUGGGAUGCCCAGAGCGAAGGGGGCUGGAGCGGCGGAGGAGUCGGAGGCAUUCUGUCCAGACGGUCAAGAGCACUUUAUCCGCGCCUGCCAGCCCCUGUACUCAGGGGAGCCCCCCCUUCGCACGUGGCCAUGGGCAGGGCGUCGACGAGCUCAGUGAGAAAGGGUUUGAGCCUGAGACCCCCCCAGACUUGCAGAGUGAGGAGGAGGCUGGCAGUGCAUUUGAGGAUGAGCUUACAGCAUCAUCACCUUU